AUGACUGUUGAAAGAAAUCCCAAAGACUCCAUGAAGUCCACCUGGCGCCAGAAGGAUCGCUCAGAGUGGACCAUUUUCCACUGGGCCUACGACAUCUUCGACAUCCACCCAGUAGAACUCAACAAGGCCGUGCCGGUGCAUGCAAAGACAGACAAAGUGCCGUACCUGACUGAUUGGCGCCAGCACCGGUGGAUUCUCGUCCACGCCUUUAUGCCCAUCGCGCUGCACCACCUGUACGUCCUAUACACGGGGCACAACCUCGCGGCCUGGCAGGCAGGACUUCUGUACAGCGUCGCCUUUAACCUCAACGCCAUCCGCGAGCUUCAUAUCCUGCGCGCACUCGGACACAAGUUCGGAUUCCUCGACGGCGACGUACACGAGCGCGACGGCGUGCCCGACGUCAGCGUCAGCAAAGUCCUGUACUCCCUGCUCCUGACGUCCUUUGUCAGGCCAGCAUUCACCGUCUUCAUCGGCUACGACACUCGCAAGCCGCCUGCCUCCAUGGCGCUCCUCUGGCUCCCAUUCGAGACGGGCUGCUACGGCAUUAUUCUCGACUUCUUCUUCUACUGGUACCACCGGCUGAUGCACCAAGUUGACGGGCUCUGGAAGUUCCAUCGCACCCACCACCUUACCAAGCACCCCAACCCGCUGCUGACGCUAUUCGCCGACCCAGAGCAAGAGAUAUUUGAUAUUGCUGGAAUACCACUAAUGACAUACUUUGCCAUGAGGAUAAUGGGCUUCCCGAUGGGCUUCUACGAGUGGUGGAUCUGCCACCAGUAUGUCGUCUUUGCCGAGUUGGCAGGGCAUAGUGGUGCACGCAUCGUUGCCACGCCGCCAAACAUGUUCAACUGGUUCCUGAGGGUGCUAGAUGCGGAGCUUAUCCUCGAGGAUCAUGAUUUGCACCACCGAAAGGGCUGGAAGAGCAGCGCCAACUAUGGGAAGCAGACGCGGCUCUGGGACAGAGCUUUCGGCACCUGUCGCGACCGCAUCGAAUGCGAGGAAAAUAACAUUGAUUACGAAAAUCAAGUUGAUUUUCCCAUCAUUUGA
Molecule: messenger RNA, 1047 nt
Organism: Metarhizium album ARSEF 1941
Lineage: Eukaryota; Fungi; Ascomycota; Sordariomycetes; Hypocreales; Clavicipitaceae
Product: Fatty acid hydroxylase
Exons: 1
Coding region: 1-1047 (348 amino acids)
Biological process (GO): ergosterol biosynthetic process
Molecular function (GO): iron ion binding; C-4 methylsterol oxidase activity
Source: RefSeq, a predicted model, not a curated record